UCGGACUCAAACUCACUCGCACCUGCAGCUAAAAAUCAUAAAAUCAUGAAAUCAUGAUGAUUUAAAUCAGUGCGGUUCAAAUCACACUCUUAUUUAACAUGAAGAAAGGUUCGCUGAAUUUCUUGGGUCGGAAGAAUCAGUCUCUAUUCGGCACCAAUGUGGAAUUCAAGGACAUGGGUAAUGUGGAGCUGCUGUUGAACUCGGCUGCCGUACCAGAAUCAGGAACCGCUAAAGUUCGUUCUCGGCCGACGGUCAAACACUUCACGUCAUCUGAUGGAGCGCAGGGCUUCGCUGUUCCAACUCCGAAGGUUCCUAUUCUACCGCCCCUCAACGAACCCAAAAUGAACGGGACAGGAAGUACUGCAAGGCUCCCAAAUGGAGGAAUGCUUUCCAUCCCUGAAAUGAUCAAGGGGGAAAUACUUGUACCUCCUCCGCCCAGCUCGGCCCCUCCUCCCCCUCCACCCUCAUCUACUGCCCCGCGUCCUCCUUCAUUUAUUCCACCCCCACCUAAGUUCUUUGGUGAAAUGGAUCCUUCUAUAGACCUUGCUAGCCUGCAGCCUCCUCCAAUGCAGCCCCCAAAGCCUCCAUCACGAAGCGGUUCAGAGUACAGUGCAGAUGUGGGCUUGGCCUCCCUGAAACCUCCUCCUAUGGCUCCUCCAAAACCUCCAUCUGACACUUCCAGCCUCAGAGGGUCCAUCUCCAGUCUUGAUAUCCAAGAUAUCCCUGAAUGUCCUAAAUUCACCCCACCACCUCCCCCUGGGACGAAACCGCCACCCGUUCUACCCAAAGCCCAGAAAGCGCCACCUCUGAAACCCUUCAGGAUGUCCUCCAUACCUAAUAUGGAGAUCCAGCCCCAAGAACCAACCCCACCUGCUGCCUCCACCAAAACACCGUCCAGCUUCAACCCUCAGAACACCCCAACGCUAUCUAGCUUCAACCCCCAGAACAGCCCAAAGUUGUCCAGCUUCAACCCCCAGAACAGCCCAAAGUUGUCCAGCUUCAACCCCCAGAACAGCCCAUCACCAUCCAGCUUUAAUCCCCAGAACACUGCCAAACUCUAUAAUGUGCAAAAGAGCACACUACUGAUUGGCCAAGACGGGGAAAAGCAAGCCCAGUCAAUUCUUCUACUAGAAGAUUCUGCUGGAAACCCAGUUGGUGUUCAUGUCAAAGGGAAUGGUGGGAAAAGUCCUGGAUCUUUCCAACCGGUUCAGUCGGUGGCGCUGCCUGCCAAACCAGCCCGUCAUGGCAGCACCGCAAAUCUACUGCAAAAUGACCAGACAGACAUGGCUGAGAAUUUCCAGGUAGAUGGUUCAAGUCAAUCAGCCAAAACAGAGACCAUAAUCAACCCUGAACCUGUGAGGGCACCUACCCCACAAAACGUCCCCAACGAGACUCCAACAGCAAUAAAAGUCUCGCCCAUAAUAGAAAAGAAGCCUUCAGCUCAACCUGAUGCAAGUCAGAUGAAGCCUCCGGUUGAGUUUCCUGGCAGAUCUCACAGGCACAGUCCCCUCCUGAACCAUCGACAUCUCAACAGGAAUGGUGUUGGCUCGGCGAAGAAAGAGUCUUCAGCAUCACCUUUCGCCCUACUGAUGGCCGCCAAGGAAAGAGACAAGCAGAGAACAAAUCUAUCCCAACAGAACAGUGGCUUGGCUGAGCCUCUGAAUUCUGUGAUCCAACCCAGUCCAACCCAACAAAACUCCUUUACUGUCAUUCCUCGAGACCCAAUGUCAGACAGACCAACGGUGGAACUAAAACCUGCUACAAACACACCACCAAUCGUCCCACCAUCCCCAAAAGCAGAGGUUCCAAAUGUGUCUUUUUCAAAGCCUGUGUUAAACCCUGCCCCUUCACCAAACUUUACCCCUAAACUAAACCCAACCCUUCAACCAAGCUCCACCCCUCUGCUAAGCUUCACCCCUCAACAAAGCCCAGCCCAUCGUCCAGUGAAUGGCUCAGUUGGGGGGCAGAGUGUCUUAGUUAGGGAUGUUGAAAGCGGAGAAGAAUUGCCGUUCAUUCCACCACCCCCUGAAUUCGCCAAUUUCGACCUUGAAGAUGAACCUCCAGGUCCCUUGCCAAGUCACCACGCUCCGGCCCCCCCUGUGAAAACUGCCCCUCUACCAGCCAAGCCUUCCUUACCUGCUCCACCUGCUCCAACUACAAACAGGCCCCUAAUGGCCCCAAAACCUAAACCGCCCAGCUGUCCUCCUAAAGCCCCAGGCCCUCCACCAAAUGUCCUACCUAAACCUCCUGUUCAAACUAAUCCCGCCCCACCACCCGCACAAACUCCUCCAUCUGUCGCAGCUAAUCAGGCGACGCUUCUCAGCAUCCUGCAGAAGAAGAUGUUAGAAAUGGAUCCUAAGUUCUCAAAUGUCAAAAAGUUGGACUUCAACGAUGACUGGAACUCCCCACUGUCUGAUGAUGAGGGAAUGUCACCCGCUGCUGGAUCCAAACCUCUACAAAACCUUAGCCCCACGCUGCCAGCACAACCUCGCGGUCUGGACAUGAAGGAACUGGAAACUAAAGCGGCCAAAAAAGCUCAAAACUCGGCCAAUUCAACUAAAUCACAGAACAGUAAUGGACCGUCUAACAAACAGCAGUUUGGAAUGACAUUCACCGUCAGACCAGGAAGCAAACAACCAAUCAUACCCUUGAUCAAAGACGGUUCACCCUGAACCGCAGAACAUUCUGGACUGGAAUUAUUAGUGAAACGUGCCUUACCUGUACAUACAAACAUCUACCUUAUCUGCACGUUUUGCACCUUAUAUCAAACUUUAUUAAAGUAUUACUGUAAGUUGUUUGACGGCUGUCACUACAGGGCCGUUUCUGGACGGUUUUGAACACAGAAGGUUGUUUGUUUAUCUCUCAUAAACGAUUUUGACUGCAGAUUGAUCACAGACUUCUGAAGAGCUUUCUAGAGCUGCUAAAAAAGGAGCAAAUGUACCAGUAUAGGCAAGAUGAACUAUACACAAACUCAAAAUAGUUGACAUUUUAAUGUCAAAUCUUUUGACUUCACAAUAAUUUGUUUAAUGCAGUUGCCAAUCCCAAUUUUCUUUCCACACAAACAUUUAAGAACAUGAGUUAUUAAUUCUGACUUCUUUGGUACAAUAUUUUGAAACAUUUUUAAACAUGAAUGUAAUAAAUUACGCUACAGCUCUCAAUACGGGUCUCUUGCAAUGGUGCUGGAUUUAUAUAACAGAUCAACUUCUGCUGUCAUGCCUAUUUUUGUAUUAAACUUCAUUUUGGGGAAUACGCGUUUGUCAUACUGAAAGAAGUUGCCUUAAGAGAGAUAAGCUAGUUACGUCUUUUCCCAACAACAACAAUGUAAAUAAACGCUUUGCUGUAAAGAGAUUCUAAUUGCAAAGUGCAAAUCCUGAACAGUUGGACACUGAAAAAAACCUCACUCAGAUUCGUUAGACGUUCAUGAAAUCUCACACUUACAAUAGGUCAAUGAAUGUGCUACUAAUGCAGUUUUAUUAAUCUACGAAAUUAUGUAAUGUUUGUAUAACUGCUCAUAUGCAGUGGGGUUUUUCUUGUGAUUUUCUCCCCUUUUUUCCCCAAUUUGGAAUGCCCAAUUCCCAAUGUGCUCUAAGUCCUCGUGGUGGUGUAGUGACUCGCCUCAAUCCGGGUGGUGGAGGAUGAAUCCCAGUUGCCUCCGCGUCUGAGACCGUCACUCCGCGCAUCUUAUCACGUGACUUGUUGAGCGCGUUACCGUGGAGACGUACUGUGUGUGGAGGCUUCACGCUAUUCUCUGCGGCAUCCACACUCAACUCACCACACGCCCCACCGAGAACGAACCACAUUAUAGCGACCACGAGGAGGUUACCCCAUGUGACUCUACCCUCCUUAGCAACCGGGCCAAUUUGGUUGCUUAGGAGACCUUAGGAGUCACUCAGCACGCCCUGGAAUUCGAACCUGUGACUCCAGGGGUGGUAGUCAGCGUCAAUACUCGCUGAG
Molecule: messenger RNA, 3954 nt
Organism: Myxocyprinus asiaticus (Chinese sucker)
Lineage: Eukaryota; Metazoa; Chordata; Actinopteri; Cypriniformes; Catostomidae
Exons: 5
Coding region: 99-2672 (857 amino acids)
Source: RefSeq, a predicted model, not a curated record